AUGUCCGCCAUUCUCCUCGAGACUCUCCCUCCCCGACCUCCCACUCCUCCCCGAGAGUCUACCUACGAUCCCAUGGCCGAUGCGCCCUUCAAGCAAGUUCUGGCUCGACCAUCCUUCGACCCGAGACUGAGCCUCCAAACCCCGCCCAGCGGUGUCCACUCGCCAAGAUCUGCUGCCACAGACUCGAACCCGAGCUCAAGGAGGAGUGGUAAAAACGUGGCGUUUGCUUCCGAUACCCUGAUCAGGGAAGCUCCCGUAUACGACUCCGAAAAUCGUGUUUCUCCGCCUUCGGGCCCCCUCGUCCCUUCUUCCAAGGCCUCGAAACCUCAAAAGGGCAUCUUGAAGCCCUUCAUCUCCCCGAACCCCCUCGACAUCUCCUUCAAUACCGCCAAUGGUGUGACCAGCCAGUAUAGCCUAAUCAACAUGUUGGAAUCGUCGGCACGCCGUUUGGCCGGCGAUGAUCGGAUUGAUAGGAUGGAUGCCUACGGCAUUCUCAGUCGCGCUCUACGAGCAUCUAAUAACCUGCCCGAUAGGGUCGCCCUCCAGGAGAGGAUGCCUAGAUUCAUGGAGUACAUCCAGCGUGAUAUCACCGUUUCUCCACCGGACUCGUCCCUCACAAACCACGCCCUCACAUUUUUACUCACCAUCCUGCACUUCCCGGGAGUAGCGAGCUCUCUCACGAACGAUUUCGGCAUCUUCAUGAUUGAUCACUGCAUACGCUCGUUCGGGGAUUCGGCCGUCUCCAAGGAUGUCACACGGCACCUCCUCCAGGUCGUUGCGCAACAAAACUUCUCACCGCGUGUCAUGACCCCCGAUCGAGUAGGCCGCCUUCUAGCGGCGUUGAGCAAUAUCGAGCAGCACGUCACGGGGAAGAGCAUCAUCCAUUCCCGCAUCAUGAUCUACAGGCGGUUGAUCAAGCAGUGCAAACCCCUCAUGCUGGUCCAUACCAGCUGGUUACAUGAUCUUCUUGCAGAUACACUGAGCAACACAAAAGAUAUCCGCGGCGCUGCCAUAGUGCUGGGUUUUGAGGCUGCGUCGACCAUCGGCAAGGACAGGCAAGUAUCCAAGAAGCUCGCCGACCUCUUCCAGGCCAUGGUCGAUGAGCAGAAGUAUGUUGACUUCUAUCUCGACCGGUUAAAAACAAUGCUACGGUCGAGGCAGGACGCCUCAUUCGUUCCCAAGAUCUGGAGCGUUGUGCUUCUCCUUAUGAGGGGCAUCCAACUGGACAAGUGGCAAUACUUGAAUCACUGGCUCCGGGUUAUCCAGCAAUGCUUCAACUCCGGCGAUAUGCAGACGAAGCAGGAGGCCAACUACGCAUGGAAUCGAUUCGUCUAUGUUCUCCACUUCGAAGAGGCGUCAUACACCAAACUUCUCGGCAGUACCCUGUGCCAGCCAGUCUGUAGCCAAUGGAAGCGGAAGGUGUCGGCACCCAAGACCGACGAAGGCUUUCAAAACGUCAUAUUCGGCAGUGCUUGCAAUUUAUUUUAUUACACGUUCAAGCCGGGUGUCUCUCAGGGACUGCUCGAUAAGUACUGGGACACGACCGUCAAGCCGGUUAUGCAGCAACUAUGCGCAAACAAUCAGCCGGAGGAGCGUGUUGACCAGGCCAUCUCCAUCCUCACCAGCCUGUUCGAUAAUACGACUCGUCGCCAAUGGAUUGAAGAUCGAGUCCUUACUAACCCCUUGGCCGACGCCUCAGAGCUUCCCCCCUUGGAGCCCAAGUGGCUCCGACACAAUGCCGCCAGGGUAUUCAGCGUGCUUCGGCCCAUUCUCGACAGGAACUUUGCCGACAUCGGGCGUACCUCGACCUCGACCUAUAAGCUGUGGUAUACUCUAAUCGCAUCCGUCUCUUCCGCCGCUUCCAAGGAGAUCAAGGUCUCUUUCGAUACUACGGAGUUCAUCUCGUACGUGUUUACUUCACUCCUGAGAUACUGGAGGAGGGGCAUUACGAAAGAAAACUCCCAGGGCCAGGAUAUCUCUGUAUUCGGGCCUAUCUUCCUCUCUAGCAUCCGUCAAUUCAUCGGCACCGUCGUUGAAGCAUUCGGGCUUCUUCCCUUUACCGAGAAGCAGCUUUGCAGCCGCCAGGACACAUUCACGCCGGCUACAACGCCUUCACAUCGAUCAACCAAGGUUGCUGGUGUCUCGAGGACACCACUCCAUCACCUAUUUACAAUCCUCUCGACACUCCCGAAUGGUGUCCCGGAUGAUGCUGCUUUUGCGGAUUUUUCCACCGGCGUGUUUGCGCCUUUCUUCAAAGCUAAGAACGCAAGGGCAGCCUCCGAUUUGACGCAGGAGAUGCUCAACUCAGUUCCAAUGGAUUCGCUUUGCCCGUACGGACCCUGGAUCAUGGCCGCCAAUGCAGUGAAGACAGCGCUCGCCUCUGGACAAUCUCGAAGUGCUCCAUCUUUCGCUCCGACUAGCAGCCUUGAGCCCCUCGUUGGCAAAGAAUACCGCGAUCUGUGCCGCAUUCUCGAACGUGGCUUUAAAUCGACCCCAAAUCUUCCUUCCGAAUGCUGGUCCUCGUUCCUAGAGGCCGUCGAAACACACAUUACGGAGGAGACCGGGCCCGCGGGCAGGGCACUCGCCUUGGUUGAACCUCUGGCCAAGACAAUACUUGACCAUGUAACCACGACAGGUCGAAGUGUGGAUCCCAGAGCUGUCUAUGCUACUACCGCCCUACUACACAUAGCCAGCCAGCCUCGUGACCGACAGACCGUUGAUUCCGCUCGAAUGCGGCUUUGGGGCACAUCCACGGCAAAAUCAGCCUCGUUCGACCCUUUUGAUAGUCUCUACAAGCUCUCGAACGUCGUGAUGGAGGAGCUAUACAGCAGCCUCGGUGAUGUUGAGAUGGCGAAACUCGCUGCCCCCUUCCUCACAGAACUGGACGGGUUUUUAAGGCGUUGUAACAACAGUCUCGUUCUCAAGACUGUAUGUACUCUACAGGAUGGUUUGGUCUUCUGGAUCAAGGAUGACGAGUCGCGACUAAGCAGCCGGCAAUCUGCGGACACGGCUUCAGCUGCCAAGCAGCUGUGGGAUCAAAUCUGCGACUUCAUCUCGUCUCAGGAGACCGCCGAAAGCCUUCAUCUAGAAACCUUCGAGAGGCUGUUCUGUGCCGCGUUCCAAAGCAAGCACAGGCAUGUGGUGAAUAGCGUCGCCAUGCUAUGGAACAGGAUGUUCCACGAUACUCAAGAGAUCGCCUACCCGGAAGCCCUCCAGACGACGCUCUUGUCCGUUCGAUCUAUGGUAGACCUUGUCUUGCCUGGUCUCGACGAAACAAGUGGAGAGUCGGGGGCUGCACAGCAGCAGCACGCUUUUGUUCAAUCACAGGAUGACAUGGAGGUGCUAAAUAUGUCGCCGCCAAGGUCCACUCGUUCCGAAAGGGUUCAUUUCGUUUCAUCCGGGUCCUCAAUUGCUCCUACGCCCCUUCCCUUCGUCGCGUCCGAUUUUAAGAAGCCGCAAAACAGUGGUCGGAACAGGAAACAGCAGAAGUCCAAGACAAAGUUGCGACAUGAAGAUUCUCAGAUCCAAUUUGAGCCCGUCCCGUCCACCACGGACAAUGAGGAGUCUCAAAACUUGACGGAGCACCAGCUGGAGGUUCGGGAAAGACAACGAGAACAAGAGGUACUGUACAAUAUGAGGUCAUCUAGUCCUACCCGAAACGAGGCCAUGGAAGUGGAUGAUGCCCGCGAUGAGCCCUCUCCCGCUCUCCCAGACCCUAAGAAAGAAACGCCGAAGAGGGACACUCCAGCAAGGCAAAAGUCAUAUGAAGACUACAUUAGCUCAACGCCCACGCCGCGGAGGGGCCAGAUGCUGCCACUUCAAGACGUUGAGAUGUCGGACCCACCUUCGUCGCCUCCGGAACUCUCCCAAGUACGCCGAUAUCCACUUGUACCGGAGAUACAGUCGCGAUCAAACAGCGUCGCCGACAAUGUCAACUGGGAGUUUUCCUCCUCACCGGUGUCCGGUUCUCCUCUCCCACUUCAGAGGGUAAUUGUACAACAGGAGGAGGAACCGGAAGCGGAGGACGACGGUCACGUCCCUGAUGAUAGCGAGGAUAUUGCUGUAGUGGAAGACUCGUUCGCCAUGGAUGUGGUACCGUCGAGCGCUGCGCAUGAGCUCAUGGUGCCGGAAGCUGAGAAGGAAGACGAAGAGGACGAGGCUAAGAAUUUGACGCCUUCCCGACGCCGCACGCGACAGAGUGUCCGACAGGACUCACAGCAGCUGCUGCAGAAGCAGAAGCAAAGUCAAGUCGAGAAGAAGCGCGUCCCAUCGACGCCGCCACGCGAGACAUGCGCACGUGGCCUUGAUGCUACACCCAAAUCAGAUAAUGACGAAUUCGUAGAUGCUCCGAGCAGUCCACAAGUGGUUACGCGCGCGAAGGCACGGCAAAGCCCCAAGGCACCGGAGCCCGUUUCCUCAGUGGAAACUAGCUUCGCUAUUAGCGAGGCAGCCGAGCGAAGCAUGAUCCGACUGGUAGAGGAAGCCGAAGCCAAGCAAGCAGAGAUGAAGCGAAGAACGCGAAGCAGCCGGAGGGCAGCAGUAAAGGACUGCAUAACCGUCAAGACCGACGACGGCGAAGACGAAGACGAAGAUGAAGACGCGGAAGAAGAAAACGCUGGUCGGGAGAUUCCCUCCACCCCCCAGAAGCAAACGAACUCCGUCGAGGCCAAGUCCAAGAAAUCCACGAGUCACAGGCGGAAGCGGAAGAGGGGCUCAGGCUCACGGCAGCACGAUGAGCGAUCGAAGAGGAGACGCUCGGCUGGCGCAACGGAUGACGACGACAGUUCGGCAGCCACCAGCAGCCCAUCGCUUCGUCGCCACUCAAGCCAAGCCCGAAGCAGCGAAGGGGAAGACGAAGAUGUGCAGUCUCAGGUUCUCUCUGAGCACAUUGCGGCUUCGCAGAGCCAAUCUCGACAAUCGCCCGAGCUUGGAGAAAAUGGCCCACCUUCGGGUCUUGGUACAGGCGUUCCUGAUCCCGAAGACGUCGAGAUGGCGAUGGAGGAUGCCGUGAACGAAGGCGGCGCCGGAGCGGACUCUCAGACCGACGGCAGUGUGCUGACGAGCGGGUCCAGCCGUACGAAGGGCCCGACUUACAAAAUCGAGAAGCACUUCAAGAAGGCGUUGGAGAAGAUGCGAACUGUUGCUCUCUCGCGCGAGGAGAUGUAUAGGAUUGAGGAUUUGUUUUUGGACUUUAAGAGGGAGUUGUACGAGGCUGAGAAACGAGGCCGGGAUGUCCACCGGAAGUGA
Molecule: messenger RNA, 5247 nt
Organism: Scedosporium apiospermum
Lineage: Eukaryota; Fungi; Ascomycota; Sordariomycetes; Microascales; Microascaceae
Exons: 2
Coding region: 1-5247 (1748 amino acids)
Biological process (GO): telomere maintenance
Cellular component (GO): nucleus
Source: RefSeq, a predicted model, not a curated record